Molecule: messenger RNA, 517 nt
Organism: Tinamus guttatus (white-throated tinamou)
Lineage: Eukaryota; Metazoa; Chordata; Aves; Tinamiformes; Tinamidae
Source: RefSeq, a predicted model, not a curated record
UCAGCACUCAGCAACCUGAAGCUUACAAUCUUUUCAUGACCACAGCUGUAGGUGAUGGCAUCAAACUGUGGGAUUUAAGAACACUGAGGUGUGAACGUCGUUUUGAAGGACACAUUAGCCGCUGCCAUCCAUGUGGAAUUGCAGUAUCUCCUUGUGGGCGGUUUAUAGCCAGUGGAUCAGAUGACAAAUAUGCUUAUAUAUAUGAGAUGCGUUCAAGCACCUUUUUGCAUAAGUUGGGAGGGCACACAGAUUCUGUCAUCAAUGUGACUUUUUGUCCCUCAUCUCCCAAGCUCACCACAGCCACCUUGGAUGGCAAACUCCAUUUGUUCCUACCUUGAUGUUUGACAGCCCAUGGAACUUUGGCUCUAGUGCUCUGAGGAUAACGGUUUGCUGAGAGACAGGAGACCCGUAACUGCAAGAAACAUGAUAUUCCUUUUUAAACUGAAGUUUUCUUCUGAUUUGGUUUUCUGCAAGUUCCUCAAACUGUUCUUGAAGCUUUUCUGUUGUAUAGAUAUAA